Xiphophorus couchianus (Monterrey platyfish) is the source of this 5250-nucleotide messenger RNA. It is a transcript of the gene ate1, whose product is annotated as arginyltransferase 1. Lineage: Eukaryota; Metazoa; Chordata; Actinopteri; Cyprinodontiformes; Poeciliidae. The record is from RefSeq and is a predicted model, not a curated record. Gene Ontology annotation, biological process: protein arginylation. Gene Ontology annotation, molecular function: arginyl-tRNA--protein transferase activity. Gene Ontology annotation, cellular component: cytoplasm. Bases 79 to 1458 code for a protein of 459 amino acids. The transcript is spliced from 12 exons.
GCAUAGGCUGUGGGCGGAGUACCCGUCACCGGUUGACCUACCAAACUCAGCUGUCAGCUGUGUGUCUGCAUUGCAAAGAUGGCAGGAAGCAACUCUUAUACUAUAGUAGAAUAUUUUGGAGGGGAUGAUGGCUACCGCUGCGGUUACUGCAAAAAUGACAAGGGAAACUUCUCUCACGGAAUGUGGUCUCAUUCUAUGACCGUACAAGACUACCAAGAUUUAAUUGAUCGGGGAUGGAGAAGAAGUGGAAAAUAUGUUUACAAGCCCAUAAUGAAGAAGACGUGCUGUCCUCAGUAUACCAUCAGGUGUCAUGCACUGAAUUUCCAGCCUUCUAAAUCUCAUAAGAAAAUCUUGAAGAAAAUGAGCAAAUAUAUUUCUAAAGGAGAACUGCCAACAGCACAGGCGGAUGGGGAGCCAAUGGAUUCUGUCUGCGAAGAAGCUGGUCCACGGGAACCUACUAAAGUCUGUCAGUCAGAUUUAAAAGUUGUUGCUAACGCAGAUAUUAAAGAUGAAGUACCAAACUGUUCCGCUGCUACAGAAGUUCAGAAAAACUCAGUGGAUUCUACAGCUGGAAGUUCAGAAAAUUCCCAGAAUGAUUCAACUUCAGUCUCAGAAGGGGGAACAGAUGCCAAAGCUUCUAAGCCAGGGUUGGGAGCAGACCCUAGCCGUCCGCCUUGCAGAAAGGCCAAAGAUUUAAGAAAGGAGCGUCGUCUUCAGAAAGACCAGAAAAGACAACAUGGUGCUGGAAUCUCGCUAGCAAAGCCUGCCAAUACUAACCAACCCAAAACACUGGAGGAUUUCAUCAGCGAGUCUUUAGAGGACAACUCCUCUGAUCGCCUUGAGGUGAGGCUAGUGCGCUCCAAUCCCCCUAGCCAACAGUUCAAAGCCUCUUUCGACGCCUCCUACCAGGUGUACAAACUCUACCAGAUGGCCAUUCACAAGGAUCCUCCUGACAAACCCUCCGAGAGCCAGUUCCGGAGAUUUCUUUGUGAUUCACCACUAGAGGCAGAACAUUCUCCAGAUGGACCGGAGAUGGGAUACGGCUCCUUCCACCAACAGUACUGGCUGGAUGGACGCAUCGUAGCCGUGGGAGUGAUUGACAUCUUGCCUGCAUGUGUGUCUUCUGUCUACCUUUACUACCACCCAGACUUUACAUCGCUGUCUUUAGGGUCCUACUCUGCUCUCAGGGAGAUUGCUUUCACAAGGAAACUGCAGAAACAGUCCACCAAGCUGUGUUACUACUACCUGGGCUUCUACGUCCACUCCUGCCCCAAGAUGCGCUACAAGGGACAGUACCGGCCCGCUGACCUCCUCUGCCCAGAAUCCUACACUUGGGUUUCUGUGGAGCAAUGCAUACCGCUGCUCAGCAACUCCCGCUAUGCUCGUUUAAAUCAGGACCCUGAUGCAGAAAAAAACACGCCAUCAGUUAGGCUAAACUGCAACUCCCUACCUUCUUGAUUUACACAACGUAGAACUUUAUUGGUGGUCCGGUUGGAGUAAUGCUGAGCCCGGCUGUUGCUGACACAUUGAGUGUCCCACUGUGUCUGUGACCCCUAGUGAACAUCAUUUUGUACACACAUACGUAGACCAAAUGUACAGCACAUAUGUAGCAUCUCUCACACACUCACAAUCAUUGUUUGUUUGACAGGGAGAGAAGUUGGGCCAUCAGCCAUUCAGCAGGGUAAACAUGAGAGAAAAUUUGCGUGUUGUCUCUAGUUUGCCUUUAAAUGCAUCCAAGAGGCGCCAGCCGGGAUACGCAAACAAUAAGUGGCAAUUUGUGUAAUUUCAUGCAUCGAAAUGGUGCAUUCUGUUGGUGCCUUUAACGUUCCUGAUUGUAAAACAUAUCAGUUAGCAACAAUCUGACGUACUUUGGUGUUACUUACAGUAAAUGACACCUACCUGAUGGCACCCACUUAUCUCCCCUCUGCCUCCUGACUUCCCUACUAUAUUUCUGCCUUAUUGCAUUCCAUAUCUUGUCUAUCAGUCAGACUGAUAGACACAAUGCCUCACAAUGCUUUCAGCUCCUUAGCCUGAUGAGUGUUAAUGUUCCCAGUCUGAGUGGGAGCUGAUGGAUUCGCUCCCCUCUUACUGGGCCCUGCAAAGGUUUUCAUCCUCCUUGAAUAUUUUCUUGGAUGUUUCGCAAAUUUUUGUACGUGCUUUAUUUCUAUUUUAUGUGAUAAAUCGACAAAAAAAAGAAAAGGGUGUAGUUUGUUUUUUCGGCCUUUAUGUACUAAUACUUUGUUGAACCUCAUUUAGCCACAACUACAGUUGCAGGUCUACCAGCUUUGCAUCUAGACACUGUUAUUUUAGGUGAAAUCAGCUCGAGUUCAACCUGUUUAGAUGGAGAAAUAUUAAAAACCAUGUUUAAUAUUUGCCCCAAUUUCAGUCAGACUAAGGUCUAGACUUUGACUAUGACAUUCUAACACAUGAAUUUAAUCUAAACCAUUCUGGCUGUAUCUGUGGUCAUUGUACUGUAACAAGGUGAAUGUGUCAGGUCGUUCUUAUUUUAGCCUGACAACUAAAAUGUGAGCUGAAAAUAGAAGAUAAAUUCAAGCUCAAAGCAAAUGCUUUCAUGUAUGGGUUCAUAAUAAUCACACAGACUUUAGUAGAUGAAAUCCCAUGUUGACAGCAGCUGGAAAGUCAUGAAACAGAUUCUGCUUUGGCAAUAAAUAUGGUGCUGGUUUAAUAUGGUGCUGGUUUAAUAUGGCAAGAUCUCAUCAUUUUCCAUGUUUUCCCUACUGUUCUUCUUCUUUGAACACAAGUUAACCUUGAUUUUCAUAGCAAAAUGACAAUAAGAUCCUUUACAUUUAAAAGGAUUGAGGUCAACAACAGAUUAAGAAUCUUUAUUUCAGCUGCUAACAGCAUUCAAACUUUUGGGCCUCCGCUGUCAAAUAAUGGACCUCUCAUACACAACACUGCCAUCUUGGCCUUUUCCUUUUUAAAAGCAAGUCCCAUUAUGGACCUUCAACAUUAGGUCACAGGAAGUGGUCAUAACCCAAUGGCUCUUUGACCCUCAUCCGGUGUUAAGAACUUUAGGGAUGGAAAGGAUGAGAAGAAGAAGCGUGGCGAGGUGUCAGGGCCCCAAACCUCAGCCCUGACCCUCAACACUCCUCUUCCCCCUGACCCUUGAACUCCAACCUCGAAGGCGCUGCGACCUCAGAACGGCAUGUCACUGAAUGUCCGGCCUGACAGGAACAGGAACAGGAUCUGGAUCCGCUCAAAGUGAGGAACAGGCACUGGCGGAGGUUGAAGUGAGCAAAGAAGAAAAGGAAAGUUGUUUAUUUGAGGAGCGGAUGUUUGGGUUUUCUGGAGUAGGAGGGAGAGAUAAACCCUCUGUUCAGUGUUAGUGCUGUGGUUAAUGAACCAUCUUAAAGCCACACGCUGCUACCCGCUGUGUUCUGUAAAUCUUCACCUCUUAAUAUCUCCAUCGGGCAAAUGAGUGUAACUCCGGUUACUGUUAAAGUGUCCUGUCACUGUGACGAGAAACAUAGGGAGGCAAAUCACCCUUACCCUGAGGUGAGUUUAAGUUAGGAACCAUCAGACAUUUAAAUAUUUUCACUCUCAUCCCCUCAGCUUACAUUAAUUCUUCAUGGACCUGUAUACUGGCGAUUGGGGAGUUGCAUAACAUCUUUUAAAAUCCUUCAUGAGGAAACCUAAUGUACCACUGAUUUUCUUCUUCACAUGGCUCCACCAUUCUUAAGUUUCCAAACUCAGCAGUUUUUUUCAAGAAGUGGAUCGUUAGCUGUAUCCCUGCACUCCAGGGAAACACAGCUAAUAAAUAAACUAUGAGUUUCCAGGAGAGUAUUAAAACUCUACCUGAAGGAUAAAAACACAUUUCUCCUUGCCUAAAGGUAGCUUGCUUGCUGUGCUUUGCGGAAGUAUUCCAACCCCCUCAACUCUUUUUCACUUGGCUACAUUAUAACCACAAAGUUUGACAUUAUUAAUAGGGAUUUUAUAAACCUCUUGACUCUGAUAACGAUAAAUAAAGGCAGUACACUUGUAUGUUGGUUAAUGUAAGUAUGAAUGCAGUUAAGUAAUUAAAGUUUAUUUAUAAAGCACCUUUCACAGACACAGAUUGUAAGUGCUGUUCAACAUAAAUUACAUUUAAAUUGUAUGUUGUGAAUCAAAAUAAAAUCAUGAAAUAAAGUCAAAGUAGUUGCAGCUACUCUACGACGGUCUCUGGGUUUUGUUAGAGAACAUUGGUUAACAUACAGCGUCAUGAGCCCCAAGGUACACUGGGGUUAAAAAAAAACUACCACAACAUAUCACCCUGAACCCAGCAUUCUCUAUAGUGAAGCGUGGAGGUGGCAGAAUAAUGCUCUGAAUAAGUGUAUUUAGCUUCCUUGAGUGAAGCUAAAUAUAUGAAGUUGUUGCUGCUCAUUUUAUCAAUAUUUUGAUAAUUAGGUGAUUGCACGCAGAAUGCAGAUGCCAGUGGUUUGUAAAGAUGAUUAAAUAUUAUUAGGUACUCAGUAGUAUGUCAAGAAAAAAUUAUUGGAUUUGCUCAUUUCUAAUCUUGUGCAUCCUGUUCACUUCCUAUGUCACUUCCUGUUCAUUCGUCUCCAUACUGUAUAUCAAAGCAGGUUCCAUAACCAGAUGUUCUUCACCUCUAUUUUACACCACCCAGCGUUUAAACAGUAAAACUCUGAAUUACGUAAAUUAAAAAUGUUCCUCUUUGUUUUGACUUCACUAACCUGAUGAGGUGAUGUUCCUUAUUUGCUGUAAUAUACCAAACCAUCAGGUCUGAACUUCAGAUGUUGAGUUGCAAAUCUUAAGAGUCAUGUGUUUUAAGUAGUUUAGCAGUUCCAGUGAAUAAGAGAAGAAAAUGAGUCAUUGCUUUCUGCUCGUGCUGCACUUUGAGAAUGGCAUGCGUUCUUCUUACCUGUUGAGGAGUAUAUUUGGGCCUGGUUGGCUCACCGGGUGCUCCCUGCUGUGGCCUCCUCCUCCUCUUGGUUGCUAGCUGUUAGCGGCUUGGCUCAGCCCCUCUCUCUUGGAGGCAGUUGUUUAAGUGUUUGAGGGUCAACAUUUUUCACCUUUUUUUCCAUCUGAGUCUCCAGAGAGCAGCUCGCAGCUUCUGGACACACGCAGACAAGGUAGCUGGUAGUGCAUGGCACGGGCUCUGUGAGUAACACCAACUAACUAUCCGUCUCACGCGCCGACUCAAACCUGAAGGCACAGGGGAGUUAGAUUCCCUCCAACAGCUUCUCGGAAUAAUGAGGCAGCCUUGCCAAGGCCCUCAGAGGUUAAUUCAAA